Molecule: messenger RNA, 1134 nt
Organism: Laccaria bicolor S238N-H82
Lineage: Eukaryota; Fungi; Basidiomycota; Agaricomycetes; Agaricales; Hydnangiaceae
Exons: 5
Coding region: 1-1134 (377 amino acids)
Source: RefSeq, a predicted model, not a curated record
AUGGGCUGGUUUGGUAUUUGCCUGACAUCCUUUCAGGAGCACGCCAGGUAUGUGACUAUGGCCGCUGGGUGUACAAUCUCAAACCCUGUUCAGUUGCAGAUCUGGAAGUUCCUCAAAAUUCUUGAAUCAGCUUUGACGAUAGACGACAAGGCUACUACUAACUGGAGGAAUCAUAAAAUGCACUACAGGCCUGCAGAGCAAUGUCAACAACUCAAGCCCGGGACCUCUUCCGAGUUCAAGCUUGAAGUCAGCGCGCAAAUGAAGCGUGGCGCCGUUGGGGCGCAGUGGAGCCUGGAAAUGCAAGAGUCAUCUGCUUUGAUUGGCGCCAUCCUGAGUAUCAUACAUCCACAACUUUAUGAGCAGGGAAUGGAGGCACUCCGCCGCCUCGAGACAGAAAAUGGGUUUGUGGAUGAUGAGGAAGAAUUGUACACGGCGCUGAAGCAUUGGACUCCCCCUUUCAGCGCCUUGUCAGUGAUUAGCAACCGGUCAACACCAGUACACCGUGACACCAAAGGGCGCAAUGAGUGGAUUGAUGUCCUAGUGCCUUUGGGAGAGAAAGACUCGACUGGAAUCAUGGAUUUCCCGGGUUUAGGCAUAUCCAUCAAGUACAACCCAUCGACAAUAGUUGGGGUUGCUGGCAAAGUGAUCUCACAUGGGGCAGUGUUUGAAGGGGGAGAAAGGGGGUGCAUUUCAUACUACAUGCGCAAUAAAGUUCAUGAGAGGUUAGGAGUUCCAGCAGGCACAUGGAUGAACACCAAGCUAGCGCCUGUUGGUCACAAUGGCGCUGGCGCCUCUUCGUCAACAUGGUGCUGGCGCCUCUUAGUCACAAGGCAGGCCAACCAUAAUCACUUGCGGAGUCACCAGUGCUGGAGUGUCCUGAUGCUGGCCAACUCAAGCCCGUGGAGGACACAGGAGAAGCCGGUCCAUCAAAAUCUCAAUGGCCUCUAUGUCGUUUCGGAGCUGGUCUUGUUCCAUGCGACCACGAAAAAAGAGGUGUUGGACCCACAUCUGUGCGCCAUGAACCUUUGCUGCUGCUGUGGCCGCAUGCACUGGCAGAACUGGAAUGCCAGCCUCAUCGUCCUCGACUUCCAUGUUGGGUUCACAGUAUGGCUAAACAGUAGAAGGUAUCAAUAA